Messenger RNA from Camelina sativa (false flax), 1626 nucleotides. Lineage: Eukaryota; Viridiplantae; Streptophyta; Magnoliopsida; Brassicales; Brassicaceae. The record is from RefSeq and is a predicted model, not a curated record.
UUUUUGCCUUUUAUCUUGUUCGUCAAGCUCUGUUUCCAAAUUCAAGUUUCUUUACAAUGUGGUGGAUUCGAUUUAUUAGUUCAUCUCUCGAAGAAUGGUUCGUGGGUUAAUGAAUUUCCCAAGAAUCUCAACCAAGUUAAUGAACAUAUGCCUUGAUUCUCUCUGUAAAUUCCGAAACUUGGAGAAAGCUGAAUCCUUACUCGUAGACGGGAUCAGAUUAGGUGUUCUCCCCAAUGUUAUCACUUACAACACUUUAAUCAAAGGGUACUCUCGUUUCGUCGGGAUCGAUGAAGCUUACGCUGUAACUCGUCGUAUGAGAGAAGCUGGGAUCGAACCUGACGUUGCUACUUACAAUUCAUUGAUCUCCGGAGCUGCUAAACAGUUGAUGCUAAAUCGUGUACUCCAACUGUUCGACGAAAUGCUUCACUCAGGUUUGUCUCCUGAUAUCUGGUGUUACAACACUUUGAUGUCUUGUUACUUCAAAUUAGGGAAACAUGGUGAAGCGUUUCGGAUUCUUAACGAGGAUAUAGAGUUAGCUGGGUUGGUUCCUGGUGUUGAUACUUAUAACAUUCUUCUUGAUGCGCUUUGUAAAAGUGGUCAUACGGGUAACGCGAUUGAGCUCUUUAAGCAUCUGAGGACUCGGGUUAAACCUGAGCUUAUGACUUAUAACAUUCUCAUCAAUGGUCUUUGUAAAGCGAGAAGGGUUGGUUCCUUGAAUUGGAUGUUGAGAGAGCUCAAGAAAUCGGGUUACACUCCUAAUGCGGUAACGUACACAACAAUGCUUAAAAUGUAUUUUAAGACUAGGAGGAUUGAGAAAGGGCUUCAGUUGUUUAUGAAAAUGAAGAAAGAAGGUUAUACCUUUGACGGGUAUGCGAACUGUGCGGUUGUUAGUGCUUUGAUUAAAACAGGAAGAGCAGAGGAGGCUUACGAGUGUAUGCAAGAGCUUGUGAGAAGCGGUACACGGAGUCAAGACAUUGUUUCAUACAACACGUUGUUGAAUCUGUAUUUUAAAGAUGGGAAUUUAGAUGCGGUGGAGGAUCUAUUGGAGGAGAUUGAGGUUAAAGGAUUGAAACUUGAUGAUUACACGCAUACGAUUAUAGUCAAUGGUUUGUUAAACAUAGGUCAUACAGGAGGAGCUGAGAAGCAUAUGGCAUGUAUGGGAGAGAUGGGGACGCUGCCUAGUGUCGUCACUUGUAACUGUAUGAUUGAUGGGUUGUGUAAAGCGGGUCAUGUAGAUCGUGCGAUGAGGUUGUUUGCGUCGAUGGAAGUUAGAGAUGAGUUUACUUACACUUCUGUUGUGCAUAAUCUAUGUAAAGAUGGGCAGCUCGUAUGUGCUUCGAAGCUGCUAUUGUCUUGUUACAAUAAAGGAAUGAAGAUUCCGUCAUCGGCUAGACGAGCAGUGUUGUCCGGUUUACGGACGACGGUAUCUUACCAGGCAGCAAGGAAGACACAUUUUAAAAUCAAAGCAGCUAUUGAAUCCAAUGCAUUAAUGUAUCCUUAAAGACUUUAGAAACUGUAUCUUAUAGAAGAAAAAUAUUGAUUCAUCCAUGAGCCUCAAGCUCAAGGGUCAUCGGAAAAAAUAGUAUGUUAUCGAUCAAUAUACCCGAUAAGAUAAGAGAAUAUAAA